This is a messenger RNA of Clunio marinus, 300 nucleotides long. Lineage: Eukaryota; Metazoa; Arthropoda; Insecta; Diptera; Chironomidae. The record is from the annotation of a GenBank genome assembly.
AUGCUUCAGAAGAAAUUCUUGCAAAAUGUGCAAUACAAAGGAGGAGAAACUGUUGCUGUGAAAUUAGUUUUUUGUUUUAAAACAACUUUUACUGUCGGACUACCGAAAAGUUUUUGGAAAUUCGAAAUAAUAAAAACAGAACAAAAAAGUAAUAAAUUGAAUUUUGCUCUCAUGCAAAAGGAGUCACUAGUAGUGAACAUACUCAUAGACUUGCGAAUUGCAGCGAAGAGUAAGAGUUCCUCAGUAAAGCUGCAACAAUUUGCACAAUUAAAAGGAGAAGGUUUAAACAACAAUUCAUGA